Syngnathoides biaculeatus (alligator pipefish) is the source of this 2441-nucleotide messenger RNA. Its product is annotated as serine/threonine-protein kinase ULK4-like. NCBI's taxonomy places the organism in Eukaryota, Metazoa, Chordata, Actinopteri, Syngnathiformes, Syngnathidae. Gene Ontology annotation, biological process: protein phosphorylation. The record is from RefSeq and is a predicted model, not a curated record. Gene Ontology annotation, molecular function: protein kinase activity; ATP binding. Bases 112 to 1059 code for a protein of 315 amino acids. The transcript has 10 exons.
CCGCUUGCCAUCUUUAUUUGCAAACGUGCAGACAAACUGCAGAGGUGACAAAAGUAAUCAGUCUUUCUACUGAAGUAUCCACUUUGAGUGUUCAGAAAAAGGCUGGAAAAGAUGGAGAACUUCAUCCUGUAUGAUGAGCUGGGAGGAGGCUCUACAUCUAUUGUCUAUAAAGGAAGACAGAAGGGAAAUCUAAACUACAUAGCCAUCAAAUGCAGUGACAAAAUCAACAAACCUGAGAUCACCAACCACGUCCGGUUAAGUCAAGAUCUGGAUCAUCCAAAUAUUGUUCGCUUUUAUGAGUGGUAUGAGACCAAAAAGCACUUGUGGGUAGUGAUAGAGCUCUGCACAGGUGGUUCCUUGGAGUCUGUUGUGAAUCGGGAUACAUGUUUGCCCGAAGAUGUCGUGAGGAAGUUUGGAUGGGAUUUGGUCAAAGGGCUGGAACACAUCCACAAGUUGGGAAUCAUUUUCUCUGACUUGACACCCACUAAGAUCCUUCUAGAUAGUACUGGUAUUUUAAAGUUGAGUAACUUCUGCCACUCCAAGAUGGUGACAGAAACGCUUGAAGAUUUCUUCUCAUUGUGUUCUUCAUGUGAAGAUGCAGAGGAAAAUUAUAACUAUGAUUAUAUGAAAAAAAGGUUUCAAGGCUCACUGACUUACAUGGCUCCAGAAGUCCUUCAGGGAUCAGAAACAACUUUUAUGUCAGAUCUCUGGGCUCUUGGUUGUAUUCUCUACUACAUGUACACCGGUAAAACACCAUUUUUCUCUGCUAACCACAACGAGCUCACUGGAAGAAUUUUACACGAGGAGCCUGUAUCUCCCAUGCAGACAACGUCUCCAACCAUUCAUCCCAGUCAAGGUUUCAAAAAUCUUCUCAGAGCUUUACUCAUCAAAAAGCCUGAUGAGAGGAUUAAGUGGCCAGAGUUACCAAGUCACCAUUUUUGGACACAAGGACAAAAAAAGGAAGAUGACUUAGAGGAUGCAAAGGAGUAUGAUGAUGAUGAUGAUGAUGAUGAUGAUGAUGAUGAGUUUUCAGACAGAAAAAAUGGCGGACAGUGGUGAUUCAGUUGGAUGGCGGGGGCGCCGGAAGAUAAAUAUCUUUACAAUGAAACGACAAGUACUUCAGUGACCAAGUCUUUGGAGAAGUUGACCUCAUCGCGGAAAAAACUCAACAAGAAGCAGACACACACACAUAAUAUUCAUGAAACUGUAAGCAAGAGUCAGGGAUCAGUCAGGAAGUUGGCGGAGACCAGAAAACCGGGGAGGAAAAGACAAAAGAUAGGAUUGGAAGUUAUGCAAAUCUGUUGUUCUUGCUCCUGUGAAAGUUGAAGUGGAAGCUGGAGCCUCUCACACUCUCAAAGAAGGGAUAUAUAAAUAAAACAUAUUACCCGGCAGUGCGGUGAAUUGUCCUUCAUCCGUUCACUUGUCUGAAGAACUUCUUUUUUCCAAUAAGAUGGAAUAUGCCAGAUAUCUGUUAAGUGGAUAAAACCUUGUGCUCACUGGGCACUCAAUUAGGUACAGCAGCACUAUUUUACAGCACCUAAUGCUAUGUUACAUACUUUUACUUGGCCAUUAAAGCUGAUUCUGAUUCUGAGGUGAGGAGGCAUACUUUAGCAAUGCCAUAAUGCUCGAUUAAUUUCUUGCUCAGAAAAAAAAUCAUUACUCACACUACGAGGGACGUGCAAUAUAGUCAGAGCUGUGUCCAUUAAACAUUCCAGUGCAACAUAAAUUAAUUCGCCCCCUUUUAAUGCAAUAAUAGUUGUCAGUAGUUUUGUGGUUAGAAUCACUUGUGGGUUUUCAUUGUUAUCUUUAAAUCCAGGUUUUGCAUUUGAAUUGAUGCGAUGUCCAUUGGUAUCAAUAGCCCCACAGUACAGAGUACACACUACAUCAGAUUCUAAUUAUCCAUACCUUCUCUGUCUCCAUCUGCUGGUAAUCCUUAUAAAUAUGUUUUUCGGUUCAUGUUUGGGCCUACAAAAAAAAAAAAAACAGCUUUGGCAAUGACAUCACAUCCUGUGUGAAAUCUCUUCUGCAUACCGAGGCGGUUCUGACAGUCUUCCCAAUUAUAGACAAUGCCAAGGUACAUUGAUGCAAUAUGUUUUUCUCAAUGUCUUCUUUGAAGGGUAAAUAUCUCCUCCUGUGUGUUAUUUUACGAAACUGAUGCAGAAAUGUAUGUCGACUUGACAGUGUUUGUUGUUUAUGGCCUUUCCAGUUUUUUAAGAGUCCUGCUGUUUAAUUUGAUUCCAAAGAUAAAGAAGUAUAUCAUCAUAUCCAAGUACUGUAGUCUAGCAUGCGGAUUGAAUUGAAUUGAAUUUUUUGCACAAUAUUUUUAUUUUUUUUUUAAAUCCGGAUUACUGAUGACAUCAUUGUUUUGAAUUGUACCACUAAAUAACAUGGCUGUCGUUACAUCAAACAUUUUUUUAUACUCCAGUGUUUACCGAUCUUUA